AUGGCGGAGCGAGUAUCUUCCGUGUCGGCAACAACCACCGUGCCGCGCAGUCUUUUUAUUGAAGAGAACUACACCAUCGUCAAGAAGCUGGGCAAAGGGCAGUUCGGAGAGGUGAAGGAAGUCUUGAAGACUGGGACCCAGCAGCGGUUUGCAUGGAAGCAAGUCACAUCGGAGCAGGAUCCAUACUACGAAGUUGAAGCUCAAAUACUUCGAGACCUGCAUCAUGAUGGCAUUGUGAGCAUCGUUGAAGCCUACUCCCAAGACGGCGUCGUAGACAUGGUGCUAGAGCUGUGCCAAAAGAGCUUGCAGUUCGAUAUGGACUCGCGAUUGGAACCUGCUCCAAUGACUGGCAAAAAGCAAUACAUGCGCCCUCGAUCGUGCGACAUUGCUUCGACCAUGGAGCAACUCUUAGCAGCGGUGUACUUUCUUCAUGAGAACGGGGUGUCGCACCGUGACAUCAAGCCUGACAACGUCCUCAUGUCAGUGGGCGGCACGUGGAAGCUGGCCGACUUCGGUUUGGCGACCCGGUUCAACCGCGGAAGCUACAUGACCGGAGAGGUCGGCACCCAACCCUUCAUGGCCCCGGAAGUGGAGCAAAGGCACUACACCGAGAAGUGCGACAUCUACAGCAUGGGAGUUCUCUUUAUCGCCUUGACGAUCGGGAAACAGUGGUGGCGGCCAGAGAGUCUGGAAGACGACGAGGCCAAAGAGCAGGCCAAGCAGAUCUUGACGCUAAAGACCUGGAAGGAACAAGAGCUCAGCGCUGGCGCUUUGGAGUUUGCCAAGCGGAUGGUGUCUUCGGAAAGUGAGCGCGGCAGUGCAGAAGACGCCCUGAAGAAUCCAUGGUUGCAAAAAUUAUCCUCGCAAGCAGACGGCGUCGUAGACAUGGUGCUAGAGCUGUGCCAAAAGAGCUUGCAGUUCGAUAUGGACUCGCGAUUGGAACCUGCUCCAAUGACUGGCAAAAAGCAAUACAUGCGCCCUCGAUCGUGCGACAUUGCUUCGACCAUGGAGCAACUCUUAGCAGCGGUGUACUUUCUUCAUGAGAACGGGGUGUCGCACCGUGACAUCAAGCCUGACAACGUCCUCAUGUCAGCGAGCGGCACGUGGAAGCUGGCCGACUUCGGUUUGGCGACCCGGUUCAACCGCGGAAGCUACAUGACCGGAGAGGUCGGCACCCAACCCUUCAUGGCCCCGGAAGUGGAGCAAAGGCACUACACCGAGAAGUGCGACAUCUACAGCAUGGGAGUUCUCUUUAUUGCCUUGGCAACUGGGAAACAAUGGUGGCGGCCAGAAAGUCUUGAAGACAAAGAGGCCCAAGAAAAGGCCAGGCAGCUUUUGACGCUGAGGACUUGGAAAGACUUGGAGCUAGGCCAUGGUGCUUUGGAGUUUGCCAAGCGGAUGGUGUCUUUGGAAAGUGAGCGCGGCAGUGCAGAAGACGCCCUGAAGAAUCCUUGGUUGGUGCAGAAAGUGUCCUCGCAAGCAGGCUGUUGCGCGAUCAGUUAA
This is a messenger RNA of Durusdinium trenchii, 1503 nucleotides long. NCBI's taxonomy places the organism in Eukaryota, Dinophyceae, Suessiales, Symbiodiniaceae. The record is from the annotation of a GenBank genome assembly.